Molecule: messenger RNA, 1627 nt
Organism: Rubroshorea leprosula
Lineage: Eukaryota; Viridiplantae; Streptophyta; Magnoliopsida; Malvales; Dipterocarpaceae
Source: the annotation of a GenBank genome assembly
ACUUCUGCCUUCUCCUAUCUUCAAAUCUUACCUGGAAGAACCUAUUCUGCUUCAUCCCUUCUGCACGCACUCCAUAAAUUCGUCAUUAUUUUCAUUUAAUUCGCCCAUCAUGAUUGUUGUUGUUGUUGUUGUUGUUAUAGCGUCCUUCCUCCAUUAAAAUGCGAUCGCUUCUUCUCCCCUUUUUUACGUUUUCAGUUCCUGAAAUCCCUUUAUAGGGUUUUCUCCCUCUUUUUUUUGUUUUUAAUUUGGGGGUGAACCCCCUUUUUCGGUGAUUUCUCGGCGUCGGCGUUGAUGGGUGCGAGGACAUGGCAGACGGGGAUCCUCUUGUUGGCUUUCUUCGGGAGACUAACGUUUGCCGCCUCCGAACCAGUUCCGUUUUGUCCUAAGGACGACAUCGCUGGUUCGAUCUUUGGGUUUCGAGACCAGAACUGUCCCAUAAACCAUGAUUCUUUUGAAUCUUUCGAUUUCAUUGGCCUUACCGAGGGAGAUGAGGUCUCAUUGCAAAAGGCACUUAACAUGGUUUAUGAGAAUAGUCAUGAAUAUGUAGCAGUGCUUUUCUAUGCAUCAUGGUGCCCCUUCUCAAGGUCUUUUAGACCAAGCUUCUCGGUCCUUUCUUCUUUGUAUCCUUCAAUCCCUCAUUUUGCAAUUGAGGAAUCAUCCGUCAGGCCAAGCAUUCUCUCGAAGUAUGGAGUUCAUGGGUUUCCUACCCUUUUCCUUUUAAAUUCUACAAUGCGGGUGCGUUACCAUGGAUCAAGGACACUUGGUUCUCUAGUAGCCUUCUACAGUGAUGUUACUGGUGUCAAGAUUGCAUCUCCGGAUAAAAUAUCCCUGGAAAAAAUUGGACAUCAUUCAAAUCAAGAGAGGCAUAAUAGCAUUGAGCCAGAGACCUGUCCAUUCUCGUGGGCAAGAUCUCCUGAGAACUUGCUUCAACAAGAGACCUAUUUGGCCCUUGCCACUGCUUUUGUGCUUUUGAGAUUGCUUUUCCUUCUCUAUCCAACUAUGCUUGUGUUUGCACAAUUUGCUUGGAGACGGUUCAUUAAUAUGAGAUUCUGCAGUUUGUUGGAGCAUUCUUUGGCCUAUCUGAAACGAGGGCAACUGUUUAAUUCUCUGAAGGAACCUCGCAAGAGAAGAAAUUUGCAGGAAGGAGCAAUGAAUGCCAGAGCAUGGGCAUCCAAAUCUCUUGCGACCGUUUCCAUAGGUGAUGCAAGCACCAGCAGAGGUGCCCUAUUGAGUGAAUGUCGCUGACCAUUUCAUGGAAUUGGAUAAGAGGUUUUGGUAACUUCUACCAAAGCAAGCACAACAAACCCCUCAGUGCCAGCACGUUUUUGUUUCAGAUUUUAAUGAACCUCCAUUGCAGGAUCUAGAUCAUGUUAUUGUGUCUUGACAUUGCAGUUAGUAUAUUUUAAAUCUGUCAAUAUUUCUUAGGAUACAAUUUCUUUGACUUUUGGAUAAGCUAGACUGAGUUGUGUAUAGCUUACAUUCCAAAUAACGAAGCAUGACGCACCAAACCCAACUUUUCAUGGCCACUCAGCGUUCUAUUGCUUCAAGUAUGUUGUAAUUCAUUGACUUGACCGUGGAGUACAAUCAGUUUGAUUGGUUCAUGUAGAAUUAAAUAGCAAAGUAUCAC